AUGGUGCUAUUGAACUUCAUCAAGGAGUUCAUACGGUCAGCAGGACUAAGUGGAGCGUUGCUGGAGAAAGUGUUGGCUGACCGAGCGCUGGCUGGCUCACAUCUGUACUGUGUUCACAAACAGGCGAGUCGUUGUCAGUCGUCCUCCUCCUUGUACGGCGACACUCCCUCUGAACAUAAAAAUAAUUUCCAGAGUAAAAUGAACUGGUUGAUAUUGACGGCGUGCUUCUGCUUGGUGAGCUGCCAGGCUGCGGAAAUCGGCGCGAACAAGACACUGGAUAACUCUGUGGCGGAAGACAAAGCGUCGAAAGGAUUCCUGGAGUGGGUAUCGAACCUACUCGGUGGGGGUACAACCCCUAACCCGAUUGUUAACGACCCCGUGGUGAUAGCAAAAGAGUGUCCAGCUUGUCAAUGUGGUAUCGCCCGCAACAAACGGCGUAUAGUGGGAGGCGCCGAAACUAAUGUGAGGCAGUAUCCAUGGAUGGUGAUGUUAUUGUAUAACGGCCGGAUGUUCUGUGGCGGAUCCCUCAUCAACGAUAUGUAUGUGAUGACUGCCUCUCACUGUACAGGGUUCCGCAAAGAACGCAUGACAGUGCGUCUCCUGGAGCAUGACUUCACAAACCGUUUUAACGACACAAAGGUGAUAGACAGGAAAGUUGUCAAGGUCAUGCGUCACACGAGAUACAACGCGGGUACUUAUGACAACGACAUCGCUCUUCUGAAGCUCAAUGAAAGGAUAGACCUAAGUAACGCAAUAAAGAAGCAUGCUCGCAGUUACAAAGAAGAAGCAUCCACAGAAGCUUAUACAGCAGCGGAGGGUUCUACAGAAACAACAAGUUCAACAGAAGCAACAAGUUCAAUAGACGCCGAGGCACAAACCACGACAGCGGCUCCUACAACUGAAGAAGAUGAUAAUAUCACUGUGCGGCCUGUGUGCCUGCCUGCCCCGGGGCUAUCCUUCACAGGAGACUGCGGCUUGGUAAUAGGUUGGGGUGUUACAGAACAAGGAGGCUCUAUUUCGAAUACAUUACAAGAGGUGAAAGUCCCGAUAGUAUCAAACGAAGAGUGCCGCGUCAGGUCAUAUGGACAAAGAGUGACUGAAAACAUGUUAUGUGCGGGUGAACCAGAGGGAGGACGUGAUGCUUGUCAGGGAGACUCCGGCGGUCCUCUCCACGUAUUCAACGAAACCAGUGGGCGAUACUAUGAAGUGGGUUAG
Molecule: messenger RNA, 1215 nt
Organism: Arctia plantaginis
Lineage: Eukaryota; Metazoa; Arthropoda; Insecta; Lepidoptera; Erebidae
Source: the annotation of a GenBank genome assembly